Sorghum bicolor (sorghum) is the source of this 1433-nucleotide messenger RNA. Its product is annotated as transcription factor MYBS2. The record is from RefSeq and is a predicted model, not a curated record. Gene Ontology annotation, biological process: response to auxin; response to ethylene; response to gibberellin. The transcript is spliced from 4 exons. Lineage: Eukaryota; Viridiplantae; Streptophyta; Magnoliopsida; Poales; Poaceae. The coding region runs from base 157 to 993 and encodes 278 amino acids. Gene Ontology annotation, molecular function: DNA binding.
GACUAAGCAAGGCCCCCAUCGGGGGCAGCAGGUAUUGAUCUCCUGCUUGGCCUGCAGUAGCCUCCAAAGCAACCCCAUCCAAAGCAGGCACUGUCAGCAGCGACGAGGCAGCGGACGACAGCCGCGACCGCGAGCGGAGCAGGGGAGGGGAAGGGAAUGGAGGAGGAGCAGGGGAGGUUGACGACGAUGACGCCGGGGGUCCUCAGGUUGUUCGGCGUGGACGUCCGCUGGGGCGACGGAGGGGAACCGGAGGAGUUGCCGAUGGACCUGAAAAAGAGCUCCAGCAUGCCCAACCUCACCAUCCACCAGCCGCUGCUGCCGCCGGGGGAGGCCGGAGACGGCAAGGGGUACGCCUCCGACGACGCGGAGCUGGCGUCCGGCCAGCAGAAGCGCCGCCGCCGCAAGGCACAGGAGAGGAAGAAAGGAAUUCCAUGGACGGAGGAGGAGCACAAGAAAUUCCUGGAAGGCCUAAGGAAUCUGGGCAAGGGGGACUGGAGGGGCAUCUCCAAGGGCUUCGUCACCACCAGGACGGCGACGCAGGUGGCCAGCCAUGCCCAGAAGUACUUCCUCCGGCAGACCAACCCCGGCAAGAAGAAGCGCCGGGCGAGCCUCUUCGACGUCGGCAUCGCUGACUUCAACUACAUGGACGAUCAGGUGCCAAGCCCUCAGAGAAGCAUUGUUACCAAGCCGGCUCCUACGCAGGAGAUAAUUCAUACCGACCGUGGCGAUGUGCCCUAUAGAGGCGACUUCGGGGAGAUUUUAGGCAAUAACAUGCAGGUUAAUCAUCAACUAACUGAUUAUUACUACUUCAAGAAGGACCCAAAUGUUCACUUGGAGACAUCGCUCUCCAUGGCCUCCGGCCUGGAAACAGCCUCAUCAUCCACCAACAGUCUGAACCUCAGCAUCAUCGCCGUCGACAGUCUGGAGCUCAGCAUCGCGCCCCCUGCUCGGUGCGGCUGCGGUGGCCUGGCAGGGGCCAUCAAAGUCCUGUGACUUUGGGGACGCCGCCGAGCUACUCGCAUCGGCUCCCAGACUCCUGCGAGCCCUGCGUUCAGUAUCACCUCGAUCGUCAGGCUGCCGCAGCCAGCAGUUCCCGUCUUGUUGGUCUUUGUCAUGCUAAUUUUGUGUGUUGUUCGUCGAUGGCGUACGUGCUGGUUUUCUGUAGUUCCGUGUGAUACUAUGCUCCUACUAGCAGCUGUAGCAGCAGUGGUGGUGCAGAAGGAAUGUUUGUGAAAUUGCAUGCAUGCUUAAGUUUUGGCUGGUUCGUUUUCGUUGGUGCAAAACUGUAUGUUGCGCAAGAAAUCGGAUUGACAGACUACUAGCCGAUGCUAGUUUGCACUGUACUGCUAUGUACUGUCAGUAGUACGUCCUGAAUUGCAAUGCAUUGUACUACCUGUAGUAUGUACAGUAUGUGAAUGAAAUCAACUAAUCAA